Molecule: messenger RNA, 1434 nt
Organism: Lecanosticta acicola
Lineage: Eukaryota; Fungi; Ascomycota; Dothideomycetes; Mycosphaerellales; Mycosphaerellaceae
Source: the annotation of a GenBank genome assembly
AUGCCCCUUAAACCGUCCAUUCGCGAGCCUGCGUAUUCCUUCACAAUACCCUCGCUACACGAUGAUCUCGCUCUGGACUGUCGAAUCUACCACCCCGAGGAGGAGCUCGAGUCGGGAGCAGCACGCAAUGCUGAUGAGGAUGAGAGGCCCCGCAGCAGCAGCAUGAAGAAGGGUGCCGUCUUGGCGCACCCGUAUCCGCCUCUCGGGGGAAGUUACGAUGACCCGGUCAUCUUGUCGUGUGCGAAGACGCUGGUCGGCGAGGGCUACGUCGUGGCGACUUUCAAUUUCAGGUAGGUUGGGGUUUGGGGAAACUAUGGCUUUCUUUCAAUUCAAGCGUUCGUUGGAUAGUUUUUUUUUUUGGCUAGAAAUCGCGCUGAUGGAUGGAACAGAGGCGCUGGCGAUUCCGCCGGCCGCUCGAGCUGGAGCGCGAGACCUGAAGUGGAAGACUAUACUGCUGUAGUCGGCCUGCUCAUUUACUACAUGCAUUGUUUGGGGAGUAGGAGUAACGCGGCCCGAGAGGCUGGGAGUACUACUCCUCCUGACGACGAUGCACGGUCUCAUGGGGUUUCGCCGCCGAUCCAUCUCCUUCUGGGAGGCUACUCCUUCGGCGCGAGCAUCCUCGCACGCCUCCCACCUGUUUCGAAAAUCAUCAAACGCUUCGAGUGGGCUGAGCGCGGCGUCGCUGCUGCGGAAAUUUUCCUGCGGGCGAGGACGCUCGCGCAACAGACCCACGCGCAUAGGGAACAGGGACCGUCUACAUCAUCGAGAGGGCGCGCGCUCACUGCAGACGAGCCUCCCGGCAGCAGUCCGCAGCCUUCCCGAGCGUCACCUGUCACCGUUGGAGGGGAAGAGACGGAUCCCUCGGAGCGUCGAAGGAGUCGAGACGUCAAGCACAGUGCGGACAUGAUCCGCGAGGUGCCGAAGAAGAUCAGAUCGCAUAUCCGAAAGCAUAGCGGCAGCGGCAGCGGCAGUGGAGACAAGAACGGCGAGCUUCCCACUUCCUCAUCAGCAUCAGCAUCGAAUCCUACACAGCCAGCUGUGGACGUGGCGUACCUGGUCAUCUCACCGGUCCUAGUGCCACUGACAACGACACUACUACCUCCCGGUUUCUCCUUCUCAGCUCAUGAGUCCGGCCUCUUUUCCCUUACGCAACCGACUCUGUUAUUGUUCGGUUCGGAAGACGGAUUUACUUCGUCCAAGAAACUCCGUCAGUGGUCUACGAAGUUGUCAAACGACUCCAGCCAUUGUUUUGAAUGGGAGCAGAUAGAUGGCGCAGGCCACUUUUGGCGAGAGCCCGGGGUUAUGAGGACCCUACGGUCUACCAUAGCGACGUGGACGAAGCGGUCGAAAUCAAGACAGAAUCAACAAACUCCACGAAUUAGCGAAAACAACCCAUCAAAAGCCGACAGCAAUACAUCUGAAAGUUUCAGAUGA